AUGGGAUCUUCAACUGCAGCACCGCCGAUAGCCAAGGAGACAUUCAAAAAAGGAACGGACUUACCGACCUGGCACAAAUUCGUUAUCCUCUUCACUGUCAGUUUUAUGUGUUUGGCCACGACGUUCUCGAGCACAUGUCUAUAUCCAGCAACGCCAGAGAUUGCGGCUGAGUUCGACACUACAUCUGAACAUAUCAAUGUCACCAAUGCUGGAGUAUUAUUAGCCAUGGGAUCGUCCAGUUUGAUAUGGGCGCCCAUUGCUAGAACCUUGGGAAGGCGGUCAGCAUAUAAUGGUGCUAUUGCCAUCUUGUUCUUGUGCUCAAUUGGCACGGCUUUAUCGAUAAAUAUGGCCAUGUUCACGGCCAUGAGGGUCCUUGCGGGCUUCCAGGGUACAUUCAACAUGGUCGCGGGUCAAACUAUCAUAGCCGACAUCUUCGACCAACGCAGAAGAGGCACUGCGGUAGGCUUCUUCAUGGUUGGCUCUGUCCUAGGACCUGCGUUGGGUCCUCUGGUUGGCGGCAUCAUCGUCACCUUUGCCAGUUGGAGGAUCAUCUUCUGGGUGCAAACUGGCAUGGUAGGAUUGGGCUUGAUGUUGUCCUUCUUCUUCGUUCCUUCCAUCGCUCAACCACACCAAACCACCGAUAAACCUAGCUUCAAACUCUGGGCCAAGUCGCAAGUCGAGAUGCUCAAAAUAUUUACAUUGCUCGUAUACCCUAAUGUCUUCUUCGCGGAUCUUGCCUGCGGUUUACUCGCUUGGAACCAAUACUCUUUGCUGGCUGCACCACGACAUCUGAUCAACCCUCGCUUCCACCUUACAUCACCCCUCGUCUCCGGCCUCUUCUACAUCUCGCCUGGAGCAGGUUUCCUAUUAGGCGCUAUCGCAGGAGGUCGGUUCUCCGAUAUGACGAUGGCCAAAAAGAUCAAGGAGCGUGGAGGAAUACGAGUACCUCAAGACAGACUCAACAGCGGUCUCCUGGCCUUCUUCUUCAUUAUACCUGCUUCACAAUUAAUCUAUGGAUGGUGCUUGCAGUACGAUGUCGGUGGCUUGGCUCUUGCCAUAGUGGCUGCUUUCUUCACUGGCUUUGGUCUUAUGGCUGCGUUUAGUUCUCUUAACACUUAUUGCGCUGAAGCGAUACCCGAGCAGCGCACGGCAGUCAUUGCAUCCAAAUAUUUUAUCCAGUACAUCUUUGGCGCGUCAGGUAACGCUGCCAUUGUACCCAUGAUUGACUCUAUUGGUAUCGGGCUUGCUGCCACGAUAGGUGUUAUCUUGUGUAUCUGCGGUGGCGUUUUGGUUUGGAUGCUGGCUAAGCAUGGCGGUGCCAUGCAGGCGUUUAUCGAUGCAAAGUUAGGUCAUGUAGAUACAGAUGACGAGAAGCAAGGAGCAUAG
This is a messenger RNA of Aureobasidium melanogenum CBS 110374, 1386 nucleotides long. Its product is annotated as MFS general substrate transporter. The record is from RefSeq and is a predicted model, not a curated record. NCBI's taxonomy places the organism in Eukaryota, Fungi, Ascomycota, Dothideomycetes, Dothideales, Saccotheciaceae. Gene Ontology annotation, biological process: transmembrane transport. Gene Ontology annotation, molecular function: transmembrane transporter activity. The coding region runs from base 1 to 1386 and encodes 461 amino acids. The transcript is spliced from 4 exons.